Capsella rubella is the source of this 1031-nucleotide messenger RNA. RefSeq lists its product as uncharacterized. The record is from RefSeq and is a predicted model, not a curated record. The transcript has a single exon. Lineage: Eukaryota; Viridiplantae; Streptophyta; Magnoliopsida; Brassicales; Brassicaceae. Bases 28 to 918 code for a protein of 296 amino acids.
CAAAAUUUUCUACAAUCAAAUUCGACUAUGUCGUCUCCUCUCAGCACAGAACAACUACAUGUUUUUCAUGCUCAAGAAAGAGCGAUAUUUUCUAAACUGGUCAUGAAUUUCUCAAGACCUCCAUUUGAGUCACUUCUUGUCAUAGCCACAUGGCUUUGGCUUGAGGACUUUGGUUUUGAAAACAUCUUCUCAAUCAUCUUGGCUCUCCCAGAUCCACUCCUUGCAGCUCUUUCUUACGAGGCUGUCUCAUGCUUUCGAUGCCUGGAUUCUUCCGAUCCUCGAAAUGGCUUUUACAAAAUCCCUCUCACCAAAAAAUACCUUAAAGGUAACAUGUCUCUCCAACUAAUCCAGCAAAAUCGGUACAGUGCUACUAUAGGAAUCAAGAACUUCUUAAACACCGUUUGCUCCAGAAUCUUCUCUGACAUCCUUCAACGAGUUCUUCCAUCUUCUUCAUCAACUUCCUUCGGCACAAGAUUUCGCCAACCACUUAGCAUCCCUGGUUUCCCCCAUCCGAUUUUUGGGAGCAUCAAUGUAAUGAUUGAUGAAGUUCGUGGGUUUUUCAUCCCUCAUGGCCUAUGGGGAUGGAAUGCUAACUGCAUCGCAACCGAGAGUGACCGCACCUUGUUUCUGACAUUUUCUCGUGGAUUUCCUGUAAGUCAUAUAGAGGUGAUUGAACUAUUUACCAAGGAAUUCGGGGAAGAUUGUGUUGAGGGCGUUUAUAUGCAACAAGACAACCCAAAUGCUUAUAAUGCAAAUGUGAAUAGUAGCCGCCAACAACAAUCAUUAUACGCAAGACUUCUCUUAGAUUCAGUUGCUACUGUGGACCGCAUACUCAAUGGUACUCAUAAAAAAUCAUUUCUGAUGUACGGAAAACACAUUUGGGCUCGCAAGUAUGAGAAGAGGGGCAAACCUACAUAAUUGAUAAAGCAAAACAAAAAUAAACAUUGUCAUUGUUUUCUUUUGUUUUGUUACCUUUGUGAUACCAAAAUAUUUAUUUUAUGUUGUAGUCUGAUAAUUUAAUAUCAUCUGUA